GGACCUCUCUUGUGUCAUUCCAGACAUGGCGGCUCCGCUAGGUGGAAUGUUUUCUGGGCAGCCACCUGGGCCCCCACAGCCCCCGCCGGGCCUCCCGGGCCAAGCUUCGCUUCUUCAGGCAGCUCCAGGCGCUCCUAGACCUUCCAACAGUACUUUGGUGGACGAGUUGGAGUCAUCUUUCGAGGCUUGCUUUGCGUCUCUGGUGAGUCAGGACUAUGUCAGUGGCACUGAUCAGGAAGAAAUUCGAACUGGUGUUGAUCAGUGUAUCCAGAAGUUUCUAGAUAUUGCAAGACAGACAGAGUGUUUUUUCUUACAAAAAAGAUUGCAGUUAUCUGUCCAGAAACCAGAGCAAGUUAUCAAAGAGGAUGUUUCAGAACUAAGGAAUGAAUUACAGCGGAAAGAUGCACUAGUCCAGAAGCACUUGACAAAGCUGAGGCACUGGCAGCAGGUGCUGGAGGACAUCAAUGUGCAGCACAAAAAGCCAGCCGACAUCCCUCAGGGCUCCUUGGCCUACCUGGAGCAGGCAUCUGCCAACAUCCCUGCACCUCUGAAGCCAACCUGAGCAAAGGGCAAAGGCAGUCAGACUGUGAGUGGUCUGGUGCGUGAGGUUGACCACACAUCUUUUCCUGUGGACUUGACAUUUUGGAAGAAUUCUUUGCCAGAUUAUGAGUUCAUUUUAGUUUUAUGCUCCCAUCGAAAAAUUUUCCACUAUUUUUAUAAGCUGUUACUUUCUUGAGUACUUUAAGGGUCUGUAGCUUGGAUAAAUCAAGUAAAUUUUUUUUUGUCUUUAGCAAAGUUUUGACUGUGAGUGUGAUGACACAGCUUCUUUUUUAUGGUGGUUUUGCUUGUUUUUAAACUUUUGUGUGACUUUUCA
Messenger RNA from Saimiri boliviensis boliviensis (Bolivian squirrel monkey), 874 nucleotides. RefSeq names its product mediator complex subunit 28 (gene MED28). NCBI's taxonomy places the organism in Eukaryota, Metazoa, Chordata, Mammalia, Primates, Cebidae. Gene Ontology annotation, cellular component: mediator complex. The record is from RefSeq and is a predicted model, not a curated record.